Histoplasma capsulatum G186AR is the source of this 1850-nucleotide messenger RNA. Its product is annotated as alpha,alpha-trehalose-phosphate synthase. Gene Ontology annotation, cellular component: alpha,alpha-trehalose-phosphate synthase complex (UDP-forming); cytosol. Bases 1 to 1386 code for a protein of 461 amino acids. NCBI's taxonomy places the organism in Eukaryota, Fungi, Ascomycota, Eurotiomycetes, Onygenales, Ajellomycetaceae. The record is from RefSeq and is a predicted model, not a curated record. Gene Ontology annotation, biological process: trehalose biosynthetic process; cellular response to heat. Gene Ontology annotation, molecular function: catalytic activity. The transcript has 5 exons.
AUGCCGUCUCUGGAGAGCCCCCUCAAGGAGGGUGCAAGGCUGCUCCUGGUCUCCAAUCGCUUACCCAUCACAAUCAAACGAUCCGACGAUGGCAAGUAUGAGUUUUCGAUGUCGUCGGGCGGUCUUGUCAGUGGACUGAGUGGGUUAUCGAAAUCAACGACGUUCCAAUGGUACGGAUGGCCUGGUUUAGAAGUGCCAGAGGAUGAAAUCCAUUUGGUGAAAAAAAGAUUGUCCGAUGAGUACGAUGCAGUUCCUGUGCUUAUCGAUGAUGAAUUGGCGGAUAGACAUUAUAACGGAUUUUCAAAUUCUAUACUCUGGCCACUUUUCCACUACCAUCCGGGGGAAAUAACUUUUGACGAGUCCGCGUGGUACGCGUAUCGAGAUGCAAACCGUCUUUUCGCUAAGGCUAUCGCGAAUGAUGUGAAGGAUGGUGACCUUGUAUGGGUCCACGACUACCAUUUAAUGUUGCUGCCAGCAAUGCUACGCGAAGAAAUCGGAACGUCAAAAAAGAAUGUGAAGAUCGGAUUCUUCCUGCACACACCUUUCCCCAGCAGUGAGAUAUAUCGAAUCUUGCCUGUCCGGAACGAACUGCUACUAGGAGUGUUGCACUGUGAUUUGAUUGGAUUCCAUACCUAUGACUAUGCACGACACUUCUUAAGUAGUUGUUCGAGAAUACUUGGCUUAUCGACCACUCCAAACGGUGUGGAAUUUCAAGGCAAAAUCAUCGCAGUGGGCGCGUUCCCUAUCGGUAUUGAUCCGGAGAAAUUUACAGAAGGUCUUAAAAAGGAGAAGGUGCAGAAACGGAUAACUGCUCUCGAGCAAAAGUUCCAAGGGGUCAAGUUAAUGGUCGGGGUGGAUAGGCUAGACUACAUAAAGGGCACCGUUGAAUUCAUGCCAAUACAUUUCAUGCACAAAUCAGUUAACUUCGACGAACUAAUUGCGCUCUACGCCGUUUCGGACGUCUGUGUGGUCUCCUCGACCAGGGAUGGUAUGAAUCUUGUUUCUUACGAAUACAUAGCAACCCAGAAGAAACGUCAUGGAUGCCUAGUUUUAUCAGAAUUUGCCGGUGCGGCGCAGAGUCUCAAUGGCAGCAUCAUUGUCAACCCAUGGAAUACGGAGGAGCUCGCCAACGCCUUCCAGGAGGCCGUAACGAUGAGUGAUGAACAGAGAACCUUAAAUUUUUCCAAACUUGAUAAAUAUGUUUCGAAAUACACAAGUGCUUUCUGGGGCCAAUCUUUCGUCUCUGAGCUUACGAGAAUUUCAGAACACGGAGAGAAAAAGCUCAGGCUAAGGAGAUCCUCAAAGGUGCCCGAGGAGAUGGCUAAAGACGCGGUUGUGCCUUCCAUUCCCGUGUAUGAUACUACAAAAAAUGAAAAUAAAAAGUGAAGAUCUGUUAGGACACCGAAAGAUAAAGUUACGUUCAAUUGAGAACGGAAUAUGAAUAGCUACGAGUUUAAAAUACUUUUACCGAAACAGCAUUACCCGGAGCGCAACCUGUAUUUCGAAGUGGAAAGGGAACAAGGGCUUUGUCGAGUUUAUAUAUAGCAAUUAAUCGCAGCCUAUUUGUUUCUCUUCCCUUUUUGUUUCUGCUCAGCUGGUGGGUUUAUUCGUUGGGGUUGAGGCCUGUUUGUUUCUCUCUCUCUUUCGUUGUCUUUGUUUUCUUUUGCUUCUAUUAAAAAGCUAUUCCUCUGUUCCCAAUCUAUCUUUAUCUUGAAACUUAACCUCCUUGAGUUAUGAAGCAGUGGUUUGCCAUUCAGGCGUGCUUUCUUUCUUCUACUGUACAUAUGCAUAUCUGGCACAUCCUUAUCUGUACAUAAACGUUCAAUGCAAACAGAACAAAUACACGUGAU